AUGGUGUACAGCUGGUGUGCCUAUUGCCACACGACAGUAAUACCCAGGCUUAUAAAUACUGGCCUUCCCACUCAUACACGGUCUUUCAUCUGCUUCACUAGUGACUCCAAGCAUACUGAAAAUUCCAUUACCAACCCAACCCAGUCUGAUAACAUGGAUUCCACCCAUCUUUGUCCGUACUGCCUUGCUUAUAAAAAUCAUCUUUACGAACAUUCCGGCGCCACCCACAAUGGAAAUUCUGAAUCCAUCUUUGUGAGAAUGAAACAUCUCUGGACGCACAUUGAGCAUGAGCCUAAGAUAACUGGUGCUCAAUGUCAGAAGGAUGAUAGAAGCAGAAAAUUAUACAACACCGCUCACAGCAAAGCGGGUGUUACUCGCCAAAGAUAUGAGACAGCCACACACAAUCUUAUCCUCUAUCAGUCUGAUGAGAUACACAAUCUUAAAACGAAGGUCAUAGAACAUGAGCAAUCUCUCGAUAGUCUCCGAUGGAACUUGGCUUCUGCUAUCAAGCGUAUCUCUGAGCUUGAAAAUAAGACUUUUGGAGCAUAG
Periconia digitata is the source of this 549-nucleotide messenger RNA. The record is from the annotation of a GenBank genome assembly. NCBI's taxonomy places the organism in Eukaryota, Fungi, Ascomycota, Dothideomycetes, Pleosporales, Periconiaceae.